Messenger RNA from Protopterus annectens (West African lungfish), 2435 nucleotides. RefSeq names its product RIC8 guanine nucleotide exchange factor B (gene RIC8B). The record is from RefSeq and is a predicted model, not a curated record. Gene Ontology annotation, biological process: G protein-coupled receptor signaling pathway. The transcript has 11 exons. Gene Ontology annotation, cellular component: plasma membrane; cytoplasm. Bases 437 to 1888 code for a protein of 483 amino acids. Lineage: Eukaryota; Metazoa; Chordata; Ceratodontiformes; Protopteridae. Gene Ontology annotation, molecular function: guanyl-nucleotide exchange factor activity; G-protein alpha-subunit binding.
GUCACAUGACACAAACGUCAAUACAGGAACUAAGUCAGUAUACUGUAGUUUGUAAUUGCAUUUCACUGAUUUCAAAGUCUUAAGCACUGCAUCUUGUCUCUUCCUAAAAGAAAAAAAGUAAUAUUUUAUGUGGAUGGAGCCAGGGGCAAUAUUAGAAUUGGUGGAGGGCGGAGAUGUGGAGGCAACAGAAAAAGCCCUGCGGGAAUACAAUACGAAGAACAGUCGAGUUUUCCAGUUUGAUCAAAAAGAUGAAGCAACAAGAAGACUGCAAACAAGUUCAGAGUUCAUUCGGAUUCUCAGAUCUGCGUGUUGAAGUAAUGAAAAGGCGACCUGGUCCUACAGACAUCUCGUGAGGUUGUUCUCAAGCCAAAUCUGCACUGGAGACAACGUUUAAAGCUUUCUGCUGGAAACUAGACUAUGUGAAGGAAUCUUAAAGAUGUUGGAGAGCAACAUUAAGUGUUCCUGUCAAGCCUCUUGUCUGGAGGCUCUACGUAUUCUGUCCCGAGACAAGAAAGUUCUUGAUCCAGUGGCAACAAAGCAAAACAUACUGGCUCUGAUGAGGUUAGCGGGACUCGAAUACACUGAGAAUGCAGUAAAGGAGAUGCCAGACUUUGCAGUCAUUGUUGAAGCUCUGAAAUGCCUUUGCAACAUUAUUUUCAAUAGUAAAGUUGCCCAGCAGUUGAGCGUGGACCUCAGAGUAAUAGUUAGCAUCUGCCAGCGUCUUCAGAUGUAUAAGGACCAAAAUUUGAGUCAUGAGAUAAAAUUUUUUGACCUCCGCCUGCUCUUCUUGCUGUCAGCCUUUCAGACAGAUAUUAGAGUACAGAUACGGGAUGAACUUAGAGGGUUACAACUGCUGACAGAUGUCCUCGAUUACACACUAGGCCUUCAGUGGGUUGAUAAGUAUGAAGUAGCUACACAACUUUGUAGAGGUGUAUUAACAUCAGAGGAAGUGGACCUAAUGUCUGAGGUGCUGAAAGCCCUUUUUAAUGUUACCAUGGACAGCUCACACAACAUUAAUGAGGAUUCUGACCACCAGUUUAGGCAUUUGGCAGCCAUCUUAAGGCACUGCUUAAUGCUGAAAGCUGAUAGUGAGGACAGAACGGAAGAACUUCAAAGUCAUGCCAUCAACCUUCUAAGCAAUAUUCCAAUUUCCUGUUUGGACGUGCUAAUCAGUGUCCCUUCUGAGGCAGGAUCAAAGGAGCACAAUGGGGAAAAUAUGGAAGCUGUUCAGGUUUUGUUGGACUUUAUGGAGAAGAGAAUAGAUAAGGGAUCCAGCUUGAAAGAAGGAGUGACUCCUGUGCUCAGUCUAAUGAUAGAAUGUUCCAGGACCUAUAGUAGCAUAAGAAGGUACCUCAAGGCAAAGGUUCUUCCUCCUUUGAAAGAUUUAUCCAAUCGUCCUGAAGUUGGAACAACAACACGGAACAAACUGGUUCGCCUUAUGACACAUGUUGAUACUGGUGUGAAGCAGACAGCUGCUGAAUUCCUUUUUGUACUGUGUAAAGAAAGAGUUGAUAAUUUGCUAAAGUACACCGGUUAUGGCAAUGCAGCUGGACUGUUGGCAUCUAGAAGCUUAUUAGCUGGAGGAAGAGGAGAAGGGCAGUACUCAGACUCUGAUGAAGACUCUGACACAGAGGAAUACAAAUCGGCUAAGCCUUAUAUUAACCCCAUUACUGGUCAUGUUGAAGAACCCUUACCAAACCCAAUGGAUGAAAUGACAGAAGAACAGAAAGAGUAUGAAGCCCUGAAACUGGUUAACAUGUUUGAUAAACUCUCCAGAAAGCAGAUCAUUAUGCCAAUGACAGUGACACCAGGUGGUACCAUGGCUCCAAUAGAAGAGAUGCUACACAACUACUCACCUCCUGAAAAUGAAAGCUCUGAGUCAGAUUGAACCACAGCAGCAGAAAUGAUGUCAGUAUGAAAUUCACUUCAGAGUGAGUUUCUGAUGUAAAUCUGUAUACACAUUGAGAAUGGACUUCUUAUUUUUACAUUUAUUUAAAAUGAUGCUUUAAGAAUAAAAUGCUCAUUGUUCACCAUAUUUGAAUGCUGUCUCGUGGCCUCUUAUACUCUGCCUUUUCAGAUAACACUACUUUGUUUCCAGCCUUCUGCCCACAGAUGUAAUGCUUAACUUUGCCAAUGCAAAGUCAUUUCUGUGACACUGGUUAAUUAUGAGAUGGAAGGUGCUCGAUAAUUGUUAAAUCAGAUGUAUAAUGAGUAGUGGUAAUGUUUGAAGGCUGAUUCAGCUUUGGUUAGCAAUGACAUAUAUAUGACGAGUGCUAAUGGAAGUAUGUCUGAGCACCCAACGCAUGUUUUUUUUCCCCAGUGAAUCACAGUAAAAUAAGUAAAUAUUCUUCUGCAUGUACAAGUGUCACACUCCUGGCACUAAAAUUAAGGACAUUUUUGUAAAGGCAUGAAUAAAGGAAGUGCAUCAAGUGCAA